AUGGCAGCUGUGACCUAUGUCGAUAGCUCCCAGUCCGAGUUUUCCUACCACGCGCGGCCGUUUCCUAUGUGGGCCGUCAGCGUCUCCGAGGUGCUGCGUAUGAAAGCUCCGGUCCAGCAGCAUGAAGAGCUCCUCAGAUCCGGUCAGGUGGUGUUGCAUGAGCCAGAGUUUUACGUGCUUUUUGUCUCACAUCAAUGGUUGGGACUACACCAUCCGGACCCGGACGGAAGACAGUUACAAGUGCUCCAGGAGGCGUUAGGCGGCUGCAUCUCUGGAAGGCUGCUGAAGGAAUCAGACUCGGUUUCAAGAACGCUGGUGGGGAACCGCCCAGCAUCAAGCAAUGAGCGUCGAGCUAUGUGCAAUGGUUACAUUUGGCUGGAUUGGUUCUGCAUUCCACAGGACCCCUCCCAGCAUGCAAACCAGCAACUAGCCAUCAAGUCGAUUCCAUCUUACGUUGAUGCUUGCAGUUGCUUCAUGGCAUUGGUUCCGCCGCUUCUACACGCAUCUGGGAAAACCUGUGAUUACGAGUCCUGGCUGCGGAGGGGCUGGUGCUUAGCAGAGCUUUGGUGUACACAACUAUCCAGCAGACAAAGCUUGCCCAUGAUUGCCAUACGUGGUCCUGACGCUGCCGACUUUGUCCAAGCUGUAAAUUGGGUCUACACCCUCCCACACGAGGGAGAGUUUAGCCUAGAAGCGGAUCGAAGUCGCAUUAGGGACAUGCUGCAGGCAUCACUGCAGUGCCGUAUUGCGUUUCUGGAAGCAAAGAAGACUCAUCCGGCUCUUUGCAGGUAUUUGAAAGGAAGGUUUCACGACUGGGCUGAUGCUGAACCUUCCCACACGCAACGAUCCGAAGAGGACUUUCUGUCCCAUUUCGGAUUCCCGAGCUUGGCAGAGGGCUUGAAAGUCAGAGACAUCGGUGCUUUGGCUUGCGCCGUGCUCUCGGACAACAUUCCGAUGAUCCAGAGGCUUGUCCAAGCCAAGGCUUGCAUGAGAACUCGUUGCAAGCCACUUAUGAACAUAGAUGUCCUGGCUUGGACGCCCUUGCACCUAGCCGUGCAACGGGGCUCUCGCGCACUCCCCGUCAUGGCAGAGCUCUUGCGAUUGAAGGCAGAUCCCAACUCAACCGAUACACUUGGCUUGCCACUGCUGGGCAUUAGUCGAGAUGCUGCCACAGUGGAGUUUUUGGUUCAGCACCAUGCCGAUGUGAACUUUCAAGCUGGAGUGUCCAAGGUGUCCCCACUUGGUCUGAGUGCAGCCAGGGUGUCAUCAGCCUCAGUUAUCAGCAAAUUACUGGAACUGCGCGCUGAUGUCAACGGCAGCGAAGCCCGCGGGGGUCUUGGACAUUCAGCGCUUGUGAACUUAAUUUGGGAAUCGAGGACUCUCCAACAAGGAGGCGUGCAAUUGGCUGCGCUGCUUGUCCGCGCAAGAGCCGAUGUCAAUGCAUCGGGGCGUGCGACAGGUCUCUUCCGUUGCCUUGAACUGGGCUUUCGGGCAGCUGUUUGCUUGGGCUCAAGAAGUUCAUUCGCAUCCUUUCAUGCGAAUAGCAGUUCAGGCCCACUUGGCUACGCAGCUCUGGGCGGGCACGCGCCCAUGGUCUCCCUUUUGCUUGCUUCCCGAGCAGAUCCCGACCUUCCCAAUUCGCGUGGCAUGACUCCAAGGCAGCUCGCAGAUGCCCAGACCCAACUCCUGUUUGAGUGCAUGGACUGCAUGGAGUGCUCUCCCGAGGGGCUGACAGAUUCCAACAUGCAACCCCUGUUUUGCGAAGACAACGCCAAUGACUGGGAUGAGCAGCGUUGCUUUUCUAUAUGA
Symbiodinium natans is the source of this 1809-nucleotide messenger RNA. The record is from the annotation of a GenBank genome assembly. Lineage: Eukaryota; Dinophyceae; Suessiales; Symbiodiniaceae.